Molecule: messenger RNA, 3426 nt
Organism: Aphidius gifuensis
Lineage: Eukaryota; Metazoa; Arthropoda; Insecta; Hymenoptera; Braconidae
Product: protein CC2D2B-like
Exons: 3
Coding region: 702-3107 (801 amino acids)
Biological process (GO): protein localization to ciliary transition zone; non-motile cilium assembly
Cellular component (GO): ciliary transition zone
Source: RefSeq, a predicted model, not a curated record
UUAUUAACUUUUUUUUUUAUUUUUUUAUUUUUAUUUUGACCUAAUAAUUAUUAUUAAUGUUAUUUUUUAUUUUCAAAUCCAAGUUUUGAAUUAUAUAGAGACAGAAAAAAAAAUCUCUAAAUGCCACUAUUUUGUAAACUAAUUUAAUUGACUAAAAAAAAGAAAAAAAAAAAAAAAACCAACAGCAAUAAAAAAUAUUAAGGCAAGUUUAAUUCUUUAAUUUAAAAAAAAAAAAAACUUGUCAAAAAAAAAUAAAAAAAUAGCUUUGAAUGACUUUAAAAAAUAUACUGUAAAAUAAAAAAAUAAAAAAUAAUAAUAUUAAUGACUAUAUAAAAUAAAAAUGUAAUAUUGUAAUAAAGUAUUACUCAGUGAUAAUAAUGUAAAAAUAAAAAUUAUAUAUAAAAAAACAAAUUAAAAAAAAAUAAAAAUAAUUAACUUUUUAUAAAUAUGAUAAACAGCUCAAUUGUUAAUAUAACAAGUGAUUCUGAAAUUUGCCAAUGUUAAUAUUUGAAAUAAAAAAAAAAUAUUGUAAUAAUUAAAUUUAAUGAUAUUGUAAUGUUAUUGUUACUAUUUUGUUAUUGUAUUAUUUUUAGCUGUGUGUAACCAUGGAUACGUCAAGGAAAAAAAAAAACAAUCAGUAAAGCGUGGUGAGUGUGGUGAGAGUGUAAAGUGUUGUAUUAUUAUUAAAAAUACAAUAAAAAAUGUCAAUGCACGCUGAUUUUAUAACGGGACUUUCACCUCAAAAAUUAAAAAAUAAAAAAAAAAAAUUAAAUUUAAAUUAUUCAUAUCCAAAAUUUGAAAAUUUAAAAAAUGAUAAAGUUUUACAAACUAAACGUGCAAACCCACGUAGUGUAAUUGAUAAAAAUUUAGAAACUGAAGAUGGUUUAUAUGUGUCACCAAAUGGUCCAUUAACUUAUAAUGUUAUAAAACCAUAUAAACUUGAUAAAUAUAAUACAAUUGUUUUAAAAAAAAACAAACAAAUAAAAAAUAAAAAACUUGUUGAAAUAUCAAUUCGUGAUGUUAUUAUACAUCCAAAUGAUUCUACAUUAAAAAUUAAAAUAACAUCAGUGCAAAUAUUAUUUAAUAAUAAAAUAAUAUGUAAAAUAUCAAGUCCAUUUAAUAGAAAAUUAUAUAAAUUACUUGUUAAUAAUGAUUUUAAAUCAAAUGAUUUAUCAGUUAAAAUUCAAACACAAAAUAAUUGUAAUAGUAUAUUGCCAUUUCCAUUACCACAACAUUGUGUUAAAGAAAAAAAAAUUAAUAUUGAUUUUUCAAUUAAACAUAGCUCGGGUAUAAUAUUUUCUGGUACACUAAUUUACACAGUAUCAUUGUCUAUUGAAUAUAAUGAAGAUGAAGAUGAUAAUGAUGAUAAUUAUAAUGAUAAUAUUUCACGAGCAGAACAGUUAAAUAAUUAUUCAUAUAAAUUAACAAAUGAUCCAAAUGAUCCUCAAAGUUGUUUAUUAUUUUUGGAUAAAAUAAAUCCAAUUUCUGAAGAAACAAGUUGUGAUUAUUUUCUACUUGGUGAUCCAGCAUUACAAUUGGAUAAUUUAGAAAUUGAAAAAUUAAAAAUUAAUAAUAAUAAACCAAAAAAAGAUAAAAAAUUAAUACCAGAUGUAGUUAUAUCAGAAGAGCCAGCAUUUUCAUUAUGGGAUAUAUCAAUUGGAAAUUGGUUCCAAGCAUCAAGACCAUUAAGACCAUCAUCAGCAACAAAUACACAAAAAAUAAUACGUACAAUAAAUGAUGAUUUAUUAACAAUAACAGUAUUGCGUGGUAUUGAAAUACCAGUACGUGAAGAUACAUCAUUAGUACAACCAAUUGUACAAAUAAAAGCUGGUGAAUUAAUUGAAACAACAACAACAGCUGAUGGUUCAUCACCAAUAUGGCAACAAACAUUAAAUUUUGAAUUAUCAAAAUUAAAAAAUCAUACAUGUAUUAAAUUAUCAUUAUAUGAUCAACAUCCUGUAUGGGGUUUACAAUGGCUUGGACAAUCAAUAAUACCACUUGAAUUUAAUCAAAAUAAUCAAGAAUUUGAAAAAUGGAUUAGUUUAUCACCAUUAAAUAGUCCAUUAAUUAGAUUUGGAUAUAUACAAAAUAAUCAAACAUGUACGUAUACUAAAAUAUAUAUAUUAAUGAAAAUUGAUAAUAAAUUUAAUAGUAUUGAUAAUAAUGAUAUUAAUACAUUAAAUAAUUUAUCAAAAUCAAUUCAACGUUGUAUUAUUGUACCAUAUAAAAUUAAUGGUAUUGAAAAACUAGAUGAUGCUGCAAGAUUUGUUAUGUUAUUAACACAAUUACCAAAUAAAUAUGGACCACUUACACCAAGACAAGCAAUUAAAUUAAAUAAAGUUGAUCAUUAUGGACGUGCAUGUUUACUUGUAACAUUAUUUCAAGGUAUUAAUAUUGAUGCAUAUGUUGUUAUUGGUAAUUCACAAGCUAAAAAAUUAACUGCAUAUGUAUUGACAAUUGAAGAUAAAGAUGUUGUAUUAUUAUGGGAUCCAGAAAAUGGUGAUAAAUAUAAUCUUGGUGAUUCACGUUGUUCAUUGAUUAAAAUUAAUAGACUUAUUAAUCAUACAAAUAUUUGGAAAAAUCUUCAAACAACAAUAACUCCUUCAAAUUUAAGAUUUAAUGUAAAUGUUGCAAAAGAUUGGCAGCCACUUGGUAUUAAUUCAACUGUUAAACGUGAACCUCAAAUUCUUGAAAAUGAUGAUCUAUUGAUUGAUAAUAAUGACGACAAUGAAAAUAAUAAUUUAGACAUUGAAAAUAAAUUGAAAGAUAAAUUAUCACAGUGGCGAAGUAGUAUGGGUUUUACAACUGUUUUUAAUCGACAUGCUGCAACAGUUUUACGUAAUUUAUUAACAAAAUUAUCAAUUAAAGGUGAUGGACAAUAUGAUAAAAAAGAUUUAAAACAACUUAAUCGUGCUUAUGUUGUUCAUGGUUUUGUGCUUAAUCUACGAUGUACACCGAUUGAUGAAUUGGUUGAUUUAUUUGAAACAACUAAAAUUCAACAAGUUACUGGAGCUGUUGAAUUUGCUAUUGUUUGUCAUUUACAAAAAUAUGUUGGCAAGACAUCAUCUCUUUGGCUUGCAGUUGUUGUUUUGAAGAGUCGAAAUUAAAAGUGGAUAAAAAGAUGCAAAGUAACAGAACCUGUUCUACCGUUUGUUGGGCCUAAUUGCAACACGAAAAAAGGUGAAGCGGUUGAAGAAUCCUUCCUUCAUUGAUUCUAAUGUUAAUAAAUAAUUAUUAACAGAAGCCUAUGACAAGACGUUUUAGUGGUAAAAUAUAUCCAACAAAUAUUUUGGCAGUUUAGCCGAAAAUAUACUAAAAUAUUUAGAUAAUAAAAAAUUGAUGACACGAUUUUUUUAUUGGGGUUCGAUUAAUGUAUUUGGACGACUUUAAUUUGUAAUAAAAAAGAAAAAAGAAUUAAAGAUGCUU